AUGUCGACAUGUCGAAGAUUUGGCGGGCUUGCUCGGCUAAAGUUGCCCAUGACCCGGACAAGUGUCCCCGCUCUCGGCCAUCAACAUCUCGGUGUCCUCAGUCACAUCAUGAACGAACUGCGCGAACUGUCCGAGAACAAGAGUGCCGAAAUAGUGGACCUGUCUACUGUACUCAACUACGGAGACAUUCGAGGCAGCGAGAAGUUGCGUUCAAACCUUGCUAGGCUAUAUUCAUCUAGAUCAAGCAACCCCUUGCCCGCGGAGAACAUCUUGAUCCAACCCGGAGCUAUUGCCUCGAAUGCUCUUGUACUAUACACUCUGAUUGGCCCUGGCGAUCAUGUCAUCUGUCACUAUCCCACGUACCAACAGUUGUACGAUUACCCGGCAUCAUUGGGUGCAGAGGUUGAGCUUUGGAAGGCCACGCAAGAGAAGCAAUGGGUUCCCAACUUUGAAGAGCUCAAGGGUAUGAUCAAGUCUAAUACUAAGUUGAUCAUCUUGAACAACCCAAACAACCCCAGCGGCGCUGUUCUUAAGAAGUCGCUGUUGCAAGAAAUCGUUGAAUUGGCCAGGNAGAACAACAUCACUAUCCUCUCGGAUGAGGUGUACAGACCUCUUUUCCACGGCAUCACUCCCGCCGAGAACGAGUUCCCUCCUUCAAUCCUGUCUAUGGGCUACGAGAACACCAUCUGCACAGGUUCUCUUUCAAAAGCCUACUCUCUGGCUGGUAUCAGGACUGGCUGGGUCGCAUCACGAAACCGAGACAUUAUCGAAAAAUGUGCCGAAGCUCGUGAUUAUACCACCAUCAGUGUCGGUAUCUUGGAUCAGCAAGUUGCUGCCUUUGCUCUUGACCAAAACUGCAUACACAGCUUGCUGGGCAGGAACAUCGCUCUUGCACGCACUAACCUAGAGCUGCUGGAAAGAUUUGUCAUCAAGCAUGACGAAUACUGUACCUGGGUCAAGCCGGUGGCAGGCACGACGGCAUUCAUCAAGUUUAGUCGAGACGACAAGCCUAUCGAUGCUAGAGAAUUUUGCAAGCAAUUGCAGGAGAAGACGGGUGUCAUGUUCCUUCCCGGAGACUGCUUUGGCGAGGAGUUCAAGGGCUAUGUCAGGGUUGGAUACGUGAACAGGACGGAAGUUGUAAAGGAAGGGCUCGAGCAGGCGCGACUUUUCAUGCGCAAAGAGUUUGACGAUAUUCCUCUUGCAAGCUAA
Molecule: messenger RNA, 1209 nt
Organism: Aureobasidium vineae
Lineage: Eukaryota; Fungi; Ascomycota; Dothideomycetes; Dothideales; Saccotheciaceae
Source: the annotation of a GenBank genome assembly